This is a messenger RNA of Pollicipes pollicipes, 1207 nucleotides long. Its product is annotated as transmembrane protein 45B-like. NCBI's taxonomy places the organism in Eukaryota, Metazoa, Arthropoda, Thecostraca, Pollicipedomorpha, Pollicipedidae. The transcript has 6 exons. Bases 268 to 1089 code for a protein of 273 amino acids. The record is from RefSeq and is a predicted model, not a curated record.
GCACGUGUCCGGCGUCGGUUCGGUUCCAAGCCAUAAGCUACCGCAGGUAGCAGGUAGUAGGCAGCACCAACGAUAGCGAGGCACCAACAAGACGUUAAGGCCCUGUAUUGUGCGUUCGACGUCGCUGCCACGGGACCCGCCGCCGACGGCAGGCACGUCGCAGAGGGCUACAGCGGGCCUGUGGGGCGCAGCAAGGCAUCAUAAACUGGGCGACAGCGACACCGACAGGCCGGUCUUCGGUCUCUCCAUAACCCCGGCCACCUCACGAUGGGCACCCUCCUCGGUCAUGUCCUGCCGGGCGUCGCCUUCCUGCUGACUGGUCUGUGGUGGACGUACAACAUCUUCGAGCGCUACUUCCAGACGCGCCAGGCGCCUCGCCAGUUCCAGGCCAGCUUGUCCUUCCCCAUUCGCAGAGGGUCUCGCGUCCCGUGGGACUGCCUCAUUCUUCUCGGGCUCAUGGUCGUCGGCAUCAUAGGCGAGAUCGUCACCGGCUGGCGCGAUGGUCGCCUGGUGGAGAUGGGAAACGGGCAGCACGCCACCAUGUACAUGUGCUUCGCGCUGGCCGCUGCCGCCGAGGCGGCGCGCCGCACGGGCGUGGGGCUCGUGCCAGGCCUCGAGCAUGCCGUCUGCGCCAUGGCCUUCGUCGCCGAGGCGUUGCUGUUCGCAUUCCACGGACACGGCACUUCCGACAUGGAGAUGUUGGUGCACCACCUGCUGCUGUACGUGGUGCUGGGCAGCGCGGCCGCCACGCUGGCCGAGCUGACCUGCCGGCGCAGCGUACUGCCGGCGCUGGCGCGCUGCUUCUUCACCCUGCUGCAGGGUACCUGGUUCAUCCAGGUGGGGUUCAUUCUGUUCCCACCGGCCGGCUGGCACGGCUGGGACGUCAACAGUUACAGACAGCAAAAGCUGGCAACCGCAGCAUUUGUUUGGCAUUGGACCGGUGUGCUUGUUGCCAUGGCGACCAUCGGCACGCUGCUUCGAUUGCGGACUCGCACCGGCGCCCCGGUGCGUAUGGCCAGAGAGAGCGAUGGACGCGGCACUCGGCCCGACUCGACCAAGCUGCUACUCUCGUCCGAGGACGAGCUGUGAGCCGGCCGGACACGCCUCGACCACCGGACUAGCUCGGCCGGAUAUGCCUUGUCCACCGGGCUGACUCGGCCAGACAUGCCUCGGCCACCAAGCUGACUCGGCCAGACAUGCCUCGGAC